Molecule: messenger RNA, 1454 nt
Organism: Paramacrobiotus metropolitanus
Lineage: Eukaryota; Metazoa; Tardigrada; Eutardigrada; Parachela; Macrobiotidae
Exons: 2
Coding region: 598-1290 (230 amino acids)
Biological process (GO): peptidyl-threonine phosphorylation; peptidyl-serine phosphorylation
Cellular component (GO): cytoplasm
Molecular function (GO): ATP binding; protein serine/threonine kinase activity
Source: RefSeq, a predicted model, not a curated record
UAAUAUUAUCAUAUAUAUCUACUUACUAGUUAGUUUGGUGCACCUAAUGGUAAGCCUAGACGUUUCGUGAAUAUUUGAUUUCCUAUAGCAAUUGAAUAUAAUUAUACGGCGCUGCCGUACUGCAUGGAAUGGGAUAAUAAUUACAGUGUGUCUUGUGGUUAUUGGAGAAGUGAAGUACCAGUGUACAUGUAUCAGUUUAUUCACAAUCACAACCACCGAAAUUAAUUUGAUCAUUUUUCUUUCCAUCCCGCGGUCCAAUGUUAACGCCGCGUCAGACUGAGCAAUUUGGCAGUAGUUGCCAAUAUCGAUACGAUGACAGUAACUUGGUUGGAUCCGGAAGCUUCGGUGAGGUGUACACAGCCAGGAUUACGGAGCGAGGCGAUUAUGUGGGAGAGGACGUUGUCGCUGUUAGACGGGUCAGCAUAAUGCACAAGAGUCUGGUGGAGGAUCCUGAAAACUAUGGCAAGUUACGGGAGAGAUUCCAACUCCUGCUCAAUCUCCAACACAUUCAUCUGGUGCAGUACCAUCAGAUCUCCAUCAUUCCCACACGUAUGGCUGCAGCGGUUAAGUUGAUGAUGGACUAUUAUCCUAGUGAGAAUGCUGGCUGUGAAUGAUGGCAACUUGCAGACGAAGCUGCAGAGGAUGAAAGACAGCGGAAUCCAUCUGCAUUGUAGAGAGGCUGUGGGGCACGCGCUGGACCUCGCUGACGGAUUGGCUUUCCUUCAUCAGAACAAUAUAGUUCACGGUGACCUGAAGCCGGAAAAUGUGCUAAUUGACCGCUCCAGCGCCCAUGGCCAGCUGCAGCAGGAGAAUCUGCGUAUUUCCGACCUGGACCAUCUCGUGACCCUUCAACGGAGCACCGUCAGCGCGCUGGGUGGCGAGCAUUUCCGCGGCAGCGAGCGCUACAUGUCGCCGGAAAUGCUGCGGGCGAUAGGACCCCCCGUGAGCCGGCAUACGUGGCCGGUGCUGCCCGGCUGCGCCACGGACAUGUGGAGCGUGGGAUGUAUCCUGCUGCAGUUAGUCCGCUGCAUGACGGGAGACUACAGGGAAAUACUGCACCAUCCGGUCAGCGGGCAAGUGCGGGGCGCCGGCGCGACAGAAACCCUCAAAGAUCUGGCCUUCUCGACAGCGGUUAUGAGCGGUUACAUUCCCGUCGUCCUCGUCAGUGAUGCCGCAUGCACGGCCGUGCCGCCCGAACUAGCCGCGUGUAUUGGAGACUGCCUACGCACCGCCGGUGACCAGAGAAUAACGGCGCAGCAGUUGUGCGAUCGUUUGUCACACAUCAACUAAUACAAAGUAGACUCGUGGACCUUCAAGCCAUAGCGAUUUUGCUGUUUUUCCAAGUGACUCUGACAGGCCUAGGUACAUGUAAGAACAUCCUUUAAUUUCGCACUGGUGUGGUGCUGUACAACUGUACCUACUUAAUGUACAUACGUACUAUAAAGUUAAUUAUC